GUAAAAUGGCGUCGGGAGCCAUUUCCACUGAGAACAAGAAGAUCUCAGAUUUAAGAGUUGUUGAUCUGAAGUCAGAGCUCAAGCGGAGGAGUCUGGACACGUCCGGGGUGAAGAGCGUCCUGGUGGCGAGACUCAAACAGGCUCUUGAGGAUGAAAAUGGAGACACAGAAAACAUUCAGAUCGAGCUUUCUACAGACGCAGCGGCUCGGAAAGGUGGGAAAGCUAAAGGGAAGAAAGUGGACUCGGAUGCAGACACCACGGGGGAAGAUGAUGUGCUUUCCAAGGAAACUGAAGAGUACGAGUCAGAGAAAGAUGUAACUGAUACAGAUGAUGGUACUCGUGAAAAUACUAAAGCUGCCCCCAGCGAGGACAGCCUCGCUCAGCCCGAGGCCCCGGCCCCGGCCGAGGCCCCGGCUGAGACCCCGGCCCACCACCAACCAGAGUCAGAGGCCGUGGCGGCUGAGGCCGACUCAGAGCCUGAGGCCGAGGCGGACGCUGAGGUGGACGCCGAGGCCGAGCCAGAGGUGGAUGAGGACGCCGACCCAGAGAUGGAUGGGGAGGCUGAGCCAGAGGUGGAUGUGGAGCCAGAUGUGGAGCCAGAGGUGGAGCCCGAACUGGCUGAGAUGGAUACUGAAGCCAUGAAUUCCUCUAAAGAAGCUGAGGACGAUCACCUGUCCGUCUCAAUCCCAAACGAAGAUGCCCUCACCCUAGAUGUUGAUGGGGAUGAUCUCCUGGAAACAGGUAAACAUGUCAAACUUCCAGAUCCAGAGGCCGAGAAGGGCACAGACGAGCCAGGGGCCUCCGCUGAGACGGGCCCCGAUGAUGACACGAAGGUGGAAGAGAGCGAGGGCCACAAAGAUGGUAAGAAAGAUGACGGAUCCCGGGGCGAGCCCACGAAGAAAGACGGCAGAGACGCCCUGAAGAAAGCCGAAACGGGAGACAAAGACAAGGAUUGUGGGAAGAAAGGCCCCUGCGCUACUGGGGCCUCAGGUCAAGCUAAGAGCUCUUCAAGAGACAGAGAUGGAAAAUCUACAAAAGAUGAAAAGGCCGCCAGCAGCAGCAGCACCAGCAGCUCGUCUCGGAACAUCUGGGUGAGCGGCCUGUCGUCCAACACCAAAGCAGCUGAUCUAAAGAACCUGUUUGGCAAAUAUGGGAAGGUUCUGAGUGCUAAGGUGGUGACUAACGCUCGUAGUCCAGGUUCAAAGUGUUACGGCCUGGUGACCAUGUCGUCCAGCACCGAGGUGACGCGCUGCGUCUCCCACCUCGACUGCACCGAGCUCCACGGACAGCAGAUCUAUGUGGAGAGGGCCAAAAACGAUCCGUUCAAAAAAGAAGGCUCAAAGAAGGAAGCAGAGGACAAAACCAACUCCAGUAAAUCGAGCGAUAAGCGAAGUUCCACCGGAGCCAAACUGACUAACAAAACACCACCAUCUUACAAAAAAGAGGACAAGAAAUCUGAGAAACUCUCUGAAAAGGACAAAGAUUUAUCCAAGAAACAAGACGCCAGAGGAGGAAAAUCUGACUCUGUUUCAUCGAGUUCUGGGCAAGAUUCAAAGAAAGACGACAGGAAGCACGGACGACCAAAGAGUCCAGUGAAGCCGAUGGUGAUUUAUCAUCCCAAAGGAGAUUCUAACUUUGGCAAAAUGAGACCGUUCAGACGGGGGGGAAGGUACUUUGAUAAACCUUUUGUCAACAUGAACGUCCAGAGGAGGCCCAAGUGGUUGAUUCCUCCUGAAGAGUUGGAGAUGAUGAGAGACAAACAGCGCCCGUUCAGUAACCGUGGCGAGGUGAAGGACAUCCUCCCCUUUGAGAAGAUGAAGGAGCAGAGGAUGAGGGAGCGAGUGGCUCGUCUGGAGAGAGUCCGCCGGGCCGUGGAGCUCCGCAGUGCUAACACUUUGGAUUUUAGACGGCGGGAAAUCGCCGAACAGGAACGCCGGGAGCGCGAGCGAGUCCGACUGUUACGAGAGCGAGAAGAACGAGAGAACCUUCUCCGAGAACGCCAGAGAUUAGAGAUGGAGAGACAGAAGCUGGAGAGGGAACGCCUGGAGAGAGAGAGGCUGGAGAGGGAGAGGAUCCGCAUAGAGCAGGAGCGGCGUAAGGAGGCGGAGCGGAUGGCUCGGGAGCGGGAGGAGCUCCGCCGGCAGCAGGAGCAGCUCCGCUACGAGCAGGAGAAGAGGAACAACCUGAAGAGGGGACGGGAGGUGGAGCACGGACGGAGAGAUGAUUCCUACUGGAACGGCAACAAGAAGAUGCAGUCUGACUCUGAUGUUCGUAUCAACCAAGGAUCCAACUACAACAGGCAGCAGAACCGCUUCACUAACUUCACUCCCCGAGAGAGAGGACGCUUCCCCGACGCUGCCGCAGAGCAGACCAACACCUACGACAGGCGUAACCGUUUUGAGGGCGAGCCGGAGGUGAAGAAGAACCGUCCUGCUCCUCACAGAGAGACGUCUGGCUUCGACCGCUACCCCAAGAGCUUUGAGACGGUGCGCCGCCCGGAGCCGCCUCCUCCUCAGCGCGCCGAGCUGAGGGACGCCGAGCGCGGCGGCGCCAGAGACGAGCGGCGCCCGGUCCCCAUGCACGACCGGCCAAUGGGAGGCCGGGCCACCAUGGCCAACAUGUCCCACAACAGAUCACCCAGAGACGGAGGACACGGCUGGAAGAACGACGGAGGACUCAACUCCAACAAGGGAGACAUACGUAACGCGGGUCUGAACAGAGGACCGAUGAGGAUGCGUCCAGAGCGAUCCGGUAGAGACGGUCCUGGUCCUGGUCCGGUCCUCAGAGGAGGAUCCUCCGCCAGCAGAGGGAGGAGCAGCUUCAACGAGCGGGACGGAGGGAGGCCCAUGGGCCUCAACGACCAGCCGUUCAGCUCGGGCCGGCAGGUGGUCGUGGAGCGCCACAGCAGGGAGCAGAACAUGAGGAAGGAGUGGCACGGAGGCUCCAGCUCCCAGGGAGGAGCAGCAGGAGGAGGAGGAGGAGGAGGAGGUUACCCUGACAACCGCAGGAUGGGAGACAGCCGGGGCAGCAUGAUGGCUCCCUCCAGUCACUCUUCGUCGGGGAUGAACCGGAUCGUCCAGAUCACCAACAGCUCUCUGCCCAGCGGAGGAAACGGCGGCGGAGGAUUCAAACCGUUCAAAGGAACGCCGCGGCAGUUCUAACGGCAACAUGAAGACUUUGAACUGUUUAUUUUUAGAAGAUCAGCUGUUUUAGGUGGCUCAUUUGUAGCCAUGAGGUUGAGAACACUAUUUUAUUUUGUAUAGAUGACGAUGAUGAUGAUGAUGAAGUGUUUACCUCAGUGUGGGGUUGGUUCCCCUGGCAACAGUUCUGCUGUUACGUUCCUUAUUUAGAAGACCUUGUACAGCUCUGCUACGUCUUUGUAACACGUUUUACAGUGAUGUUCCACUGAGUGUUGUUGUACAUUUCACUAGUUUAGUGUCACACUCAGUUCCUGUUUCUGUCUUAUUUUAGUGUAUUAUUAUUAUUAUUAUUAUUCUAGAGCUCAGUCACGGAUCAUUCAUCAUCUGGAUGUUUCUCUGUGACCAAACCAAUAACAAAGAGUACUAUUUUUUUUUUCUUUUACUUGGUGUGGGCGUUGUGUUUUUGUAAAGAGUAGUUGGAUAAUUUAAAACGAUGUUAAACUGUAAAGUGGCCUGCUUCGUAGCAAAAUACCUCCAACAGGCCAGAACACGAGUUCAUAACACGAGUUCAUAACAUGAGUUCAUAACAUGCAGCUGUGUGUCCAAAUAAAAUCUCACUUUCAAAUCUC
This is a messenger RNA of Centropristis striata (black sea bass), 3769 nucleotides long. RefSeq names its product SAFB-like, transcription modulator (gene sltm). Gene Ontology annotation, molecular function: sequence-specific DNA binding; RNA binding. Gene Ontology annotation, biological process: regulation of mRNA processing; regulation of transcription by RNA polymerase II. Bases 6 to 3161 code for a protein of 1051 amino acids. Gene Ontology annotation, cellular component: nucleus. NCBI's taxonomy places the organism in Eukaryota, Metazoa, Chordata, Actinopteri, Perciformes, Serranidae. The transcript has 20 exons. The record is from RefSeq and is a predicted model, not a curated record.